AUCAGCAGGAAACGGGGGGAUACGACCAAAAUGAAAUAUAAGUUCAAAUCAAAUUCAAAGUGUAAAACAGAGCAGCAGACGAAAUACAAUAAGCAUAUGCUACAAGAAAACUAUUAAAAUCAUUUCGUCUGCCUGCUACGAAAUAAUCAAACUCCAAUUAAAGUCAAUCCCUUAUUCCCUAAUCUGAAACUUUGAAAUUGAACAAAUAUUUUUCAAACAUUAUACCUUUGAAAAUUGAAAUUCAAGAUAAUGUAGGCCAGGCCAAGCCAAACCUACCCAAAUCUUUUCUUCUCUCACUCAGCAAGCAAAACUUUCAAAGCUUAAACAAGAGAUAGCUCUGAGGAAGAAGAAGAAGAAGAAGAAGAAGAUUGAAGAAAAAUGGCAUUUGCAGAACUAUUUACCCGCGUUGGAUCGAUAAUUGGCAGUUUAGUGUUCAUCUGGGCAAUUUUCCAGCAGUAUUUCCCAUUCGAGCUUCGUGCUUGUUUCGAGAAAUACUCUCAUAGAUUCAUCAGUUUCUUUUAUCCCUAUGUUCAAAUCACUUUCAAUGAGUUCACCGGAGAAGGUUUCACUCGUAGUGAAGCUUACAUCGCCAUUCAAAAUUACCUCACCAGAAACUCCUCAUCGCAAGCCAAACGCCUAAAGGCUGAUUCCAUGAAGAACAAUCAAUCUCUGGUGCUCACCAUGGAUGACCACGAAGAAAUUGCAGAACAAUACGAAGGGGUAAAGCUAUGGUGGUCAUCAGGGAGAAUCAUUUCCAAGUCUCAGACGAUUUCAUUCCACCCAGCGACAGAGGAGAAAAGGUUUUUUAUGCUCACUUUUCAUAGAAGGCACAGAGAUCUCAUCAUCGGCCAGUAUUUAAACCACGUACUCAAAGAGGGGAAAGCGAUUAAGGUGAAGAACAGACAACGAAAGCUUUUCACAAACCAAGACGCUCAAUGGAGUCACGUUGUGUUCGAACAUCCAGCGACGUUUAGGACAUUGGCGAUGAAGCCAGAGAAGAAGAAGGAGAUAAUGGAUGACCUAAUUGCGUUCAGCCAGGCGGAGAAAUUUUACAAAGAAAUCGGUAGGGCUUGGAAAAGGGGAUAUCUCUUGUACGGUCCACCAGGAACUGGAAAAUCGACGAUGAUAGCGGCGAUGGCGAAUCUUUUAGGGUACGAUAUUUACGAUCUCGAAUUGACUUCGGUCAAAAACAACAUCGAAUUGAGGAGACUACUUACGGAAAUUUCAAGCAAAGCCGUUGUUGUAAUCGAGGACAUUGAUUGUUCCCUCGAUCUCACAGGCCAAAGGACGAACAAAAACGAUAAAGGACGAACAGAGAUAGAGAAAGAUCCGAUCAAAAGAAUGAUGAUGAGAGAAACUAGCGAUACAAACCCUAGCGAAGUGACGCUUUCGGGGCUUCUGAACUUCAUAGACGGACUCUGGUCGGCGUGUGGCGGAGAAAGACUGAUUGUCUUCACGACGAACUAUGUCGAGAAACUGGAUCCGGCGCUGAUUAGGAAAGGGAGAAUGGAUAAGCAUAUAGAAAUGUCAUUCUGUGGAUUUGAAGCGUUCAAAAUACUGGCGAAGAAUUACCUGAAGAUUGAAUCGCAUCCUCUAUUUUCGAAGAUUGAGAAGCUCAUCGGGGAAACGAUAAUAACUCCGGCGGAUGUGGCAGAGCAUUUAAUGCCGAAGGCAGUUUCCGGUGACCCUAGAGAUUGCCUGGAGAGUCUAAUCGAAGCUCUGAAAGGACUAAAAGAAGAAGAAGAGAGGAUGAAUGCAGAGGAAAACAAGAAAAAGGAGGAAAUAUGUUAAAGAUGAGUUUGAGGAAUUUCAUAUUACUGUUUCUUUUUCCUUUUCUCUUUAGACAAUAUUUUAUGUUAUGCUUUAGAGUAAAUUUUAAUAAAUUUCAUGUUACACAUGUCUAAUCUAA
This is a messenger RNA of Benincasa hispida (wax gourd), 1909 nucleotides long. RefSeq names its product AAA-ATPase ASD, mitochondrial-like. Gene Ontology annotation, molecular function: ATP binding; ATP hydrolysis activity. NCBI's taxonomy places the organism in Eukaryota, Viridiplantae, Streptophyta, Magnoliopsida, Cucurbitales, Cucurbitaceae. The record is from RefSeq and is a predicted model, not a curated record.